UACAAUUUCUUCUUUAAUUUGAGUCCAAAAUUUCAGAGGUUUCUGUAACAAACCAUAUACCAUGAUUUCUGAACAAUGGGAACAUCUCUCAUAAUGGACUUGCAAGGGAAAAACAAGUUUUUCAGUAUUUUACUCAUGACCUCUGCGUUGUCCUUCUCAAAGCGCCACAAAAAUCUUCGGUCGAGUGCACAUCUUCUUCUUCUUCUGCUGACGCUACUCGGGUUUAUAGCUUAUUGUAAGCAUGUUGAGACUGCCCUUUUAUCUUACUAGGUAAUCCCAUCUUCAAGAGGUACAGCAACAGCUGGUUGAUUUUCAUAGAAAAUUAGACAAAGAUGUUUACUAAUGCUCCUUCCUUCAAGGUAAGAAGUUAAGCCAAUCUGGUUUUUUUUUUCCUCUUCUUUUCUGAUGGUCCGUAUAGCAGCUUCUUGUGCUGUGUAUUCAUUUAUAUUUUCCCCUUAUCUCCCUCUUUUACUUGCAUGAGAGAAGUUAUUUAUGGAGAGUUCAUAAGAAGUGAAGAUACAGAUACUAAACUGAAUAGAAAACAAUGGCAAACAAUGAGCUAAGGAUCCCACUGGCACGAACCACUGGAUCAUCAAGUUUCAUUAAUGCUUGCUUCAAUGGCAUAAAUGCAUUCCUUGGAAUUAGUUAUCUAACAGUCCCUUAUGCCCUCUCAACUGGAGCUACCUUGAUAUUGCAGGGCAUGCAUUUGGUACAAAAGGAAGAAUCACAGUCAUGAUCAUUAUGAAUUUGGAAAUGUAUCUUGUUGCUGUCGGGCUUUUGAUACUGGAGGUUGACAACUUGCGUAAGCUAUUUCCAGAAUUCAUGAUCAACCUUGGGGAAUUAACAGUAGAUGGAAGACAGUCAUUUGCUAUAAUCACAUUCCUAAUAAUCUUGCCAACAAUAUUUUUAACCGACUUGAGCAUUCUCUCCUAUAUCUCUGCCACUGGAUUUUUUUCAUGCCUUGUCAUCCUUGUCUCCAUUUUUUGUGUCGGUGCAUUCAAUGGUGUUGGCUUUCAUGCGAAGGGAUCGAUACUGUUAAAUGUGGACCGCCUACCUAUUACAGUUAGCUUGUAUAUUGUUUCCUUUGGUGGACAUCCAGUCAUCCCUCCAAUAUAUGUAUCAAUGCGAGACCGCUACCAGUUCAGUAAGGUCUUACUAUUCAGUUUUGUUCUUGCAACACUCACCUACAUGUCAAUGGCCAUAGUAGGAUAUCUAAUGUAUGGAGACAGGGUUGAAUCAGAAAUAACUUUGAAUCUACCAACAAGUAAAGUUAGUGCAAGAAUCGCAAUUUAUACGACUUUAGUUAUUCCAAUCGCCAGAUAUGCAUUGGUAUUAACCCCAAUUGCAACUGCCAUUGAAGGCGGGAUUUCAGAAAAUUACAAGAAUAAGAGAGCUGUUAGAUUAUUUAUAAGAGUAGCAUUGCUGUUUAGCACAGCUAUUGUGGCAUAUUAUUUUCCCUAUUACGAGUCCCUGAUGGCAAUUGUUGGAUCAAUUUUUGUCGUUUCGGGUUCUUUUCUGCUCCCAUGCUUGUGUUACUUGAAGAUUUCUGAUCUCAAUUGGGGUUGGAACUGUGAGCAGAUAGGCAUUAGGGGGAUAAUUCUAUUUGGAACAUUUGCUGGGGUUUUAGGGACUUAUUCAUCUAUUUCUGAACUUGUAAGAUAAUGCUUGAUCAGUGCUUGAAGACACUCUAAUUCGCAAACUAGAGUACUUGAUAUAUGCAUAUUGUCCUUUCAUCA
Messenger RNA from Vitis vinifera (wine grape), 1736 nucleotides. Its product is annotated as amino acid transporter AVT1I. The transcript has 5 exons. Gene Ontology annotation, molecular function: amino acid transmembrane transporter activity. Gene Ontology annotation, biological process: amino acid transmembrane transport. The record is from RefSeq and is a predicted model, not a curated record. The coding region runs from base 733 to 1662 and encodes 309 amino acids. Gene Ontology annotation, cellular component: plasma membrane; vacuolar membrane. Lineage: Eukaryota; Viridiplantae; Streptophyta; Magnoliopsida; Vitales; Vitaceae.